Molecule: messenger RNA, 1611 nt
Organism: Cydia splendana
Lineage: Eukaryota; Metazoa; Arthropoda; Insecta; Lepidoptera; Tortricidae
Exons: 2
Coding region: 122-628 (168 amino acids)
Source: RefSeq, a predicted model, not a curated record
AACAAUAUUUUAUUUGUUGACAGUUGAAUUGGACUCCAAUUUAGAACUAGAAGUACUUGCCCAAUAUGAGGAACAUUUAGUGGAACAACUAGAAGAAGUGGAACCGGAAGAAAUAGUAGAAAUGGAUGAAGAAGGCGAAGAUGUCGCUCUAUUCGUGCAAUCUCGCAAAGGACACACGAUACUUCAAUAUGGCGGCCAUAGAUACAGAAAGGCGUACAGGUCUAAACAUGGCAUUAGAUGGAACUGUUCCACAGACAAAGGAUGCCCGGCGUUCCUUUAUCUGAAUGACAAUGAUGAAAUCAUCAUGUCCAAUAAGAUUCACCGGCACAGCCUACCGUUCAAUGAGAAUAUUGACACGGAUCAAACUGAUACUGCAGUCGUCAUCACAUCUCGUAAAGGCAAGGAGAUGCUUCUCUUCCGCCAAUACACCUACCGUCGGCAAUACACCAAACCCAACAGGACACGAUGGGUGUGCUCCACGCUCAAGAACUGCAGGGCUUGUGUCUUCACAGAUGACGAUAACUUCAUCACUUCAGCUUUUGAAGAGCACUGCCAUAAUCCCCCUAAAUAUUACCUUAAACCGGAUCAUGUUCUAGGAGCUAUUAGGGAGCCCCUUGUUGAUAGUUAGAUUAGUAGUAGUAGUAUUAGAUAGGUUAAUUUUAUUAAAUGUUUAUUCUUUGGACGCCUGAAGUCAUCGUGAGUAGUCUUGGCUACGCACAGAAAUUCGAUAAGCGUUAUGGCGUACGCUGUUAUUGUAACCUUUAUACAUUUAAGUAAAAUUAAUGUUGACUCGCUUCCUCCUGUACUGUGAGCGUGUGAGGUGUGAGCAGCGGUUUUGUAAUUAGAUGACGUAGGGCGUUCAAAGUACUAAGAAAAAUCUGGUUAUUUACCGACUAAAAUAACUGUUGUAUUUAAUUCUCAACAUAUUCCUAACGCGCGAAUUAUACAGAGACGGCGUAAGAUGAAGGCGCGGCGCAGGCUUCCUACAUUUUGUAUGUAAACGUUUUAAAGCGGUAUCAUGCCUGCGCCGCGCCCUCUAAUUAAUAUUUAUGUAUAAUUUGCGCCACAUAGUUAACAUUUUGUCGAGUGUAGGUUACUCGACAAAAUAUAAUUGAACCCUAGGGCCCCAUAGAAUCACGUCAAAUUGACAUUGAGGUUUUAGCUUGUAGCUAAGACUCCUUACGAUUUGGUUACAAGCGUCAUUGUCAAAGUUCUAUGGAGCCUGGAUUAUUUGACAAUUGAAAAAAAUACUUAAUUUUAUUUUCUAGUUGUAAGCCGUGCUUGAAAUGCAGUUAUUAAUUUUAUGAAUUUUCGUAUGUAAGAUAUUUUAAACUGUAUAAUCUUGUUACCCGAGGUGUAAUAUUAUACAAUGUAUGGUGUUUGGUUUAAAUUAAGGGGGCAUAAGUAGGUAUGAGGAUUUAUUUUGGAAAUGUCAUCGAAAGUUAAAAUCAAAGAAUGGACCUACUAAAUGAAUGUCUCUUUCGUGUAGUUUUUUACUAAUGCAAAAUUAAGUAAUUUGUGUCUUUUCUUUUUUAAUAAAAUGCAAAAUAUGUUUACCAAAUAAUUCAUAAUUGUCUUAAAUAUCUUAAUAUAAUUUACAACAGCCAAAAA